AUAAAAUUCAAUGACUGAUUCAUAUAGAAGUGAUAUAGUAAGAAUUUAGAAAUUGAUCUAAUAAAUAAGAUCUGACAUACAGAAAAGAGAAUAAAAGAUAAAUGUCAAUCAACCAGUUGGAAUUAUUGAUGCAGAUAUUAGAUAAGGCAUCUCUAAACUAGGUAUUUGGAUUUAAAUAUAUAUUUAAAGAAAUAGAAAUAGAAUUGUUAAAAUCACUUAUUGGGAGGCAAAACCGAAAUCAAGAAAUAUUGUAGAAAGAAGGAGAAACAAGAAAAAAUACAUUAUUGGAAUUGUAGAAUGUAGCUGCGGAAUUAAAACAAAAUUUUGACAAGUCUUUGAGAUCUUAAAAGGAUUAAUUAUUUAAUGAUAGGUCUAAUGGGGGUAAGCAAUAUAAGGACACAGAGACAUUAUAACAAAUGGAUAAAAAAUAAUUGCAUUAUAAUUAGAAACAAUUGCAAAAAGAGUAAGAUGAGAAACUCGACGUUUGUUUAGAUUAAUUGGAUACUCUUAAAUGGAAAGGUAAGAUCAUUUGGAAUACUGUGGAUGAAUAAAAUAGAUUGCUUAUUUAAAUCGGCAAUGAUAUGGAUAAAACAAAUAAGGAAAUGAUCAAUGUGAAUGGAAAAUUGAAAAAGGUUCUGAAUUCGUCAUCCUACUGUUGCCUACAUCUAUUUAUAGCAUUUGAAUUAGUUGGAUUAAUAAUGAUUAUUCUUUUUGCUUGA
Molecule: messenger RNA, 719 nt
Organism: Paramecium octaurelia
Lineage: Eukaryota; Ciliophora; Oligohymenophorea; Peniculida; Parameciidae
Source: the annotation of a GenBank genome assembly